Messenger RNA from Pogonomyrmex barbatus (red harvester ant), 983 nucleotides. Its product is annotated as upstream stimulatory factor 1. Lineage: Eukaryota; Metazoa; Arthropoda; Insecta; Hymenoptera; Formicidae. Gene Ontology annotation, molecular function: protein dimerization activity; RNA polymerase II cis-regulatory region sequence-specific DNA binding; DNA-binding transcription factor activity, RNA polymerase II-specific. The record is from RefSeq and is a predicted model, not a curated record. Gene Ontology annotation, biological process: regulation of transcription by RNA polymerase II.
GCAUCUCCUGCGACGCCAUUUUAUGCACCACAUGACCUCGUUGCCGUGUCCCGUGACCAGCUCACGUGAAUUUCGACAAAUUCAAACAUUUUUUUUUUCGGCGCCAAGGAAUGGACAUUUUGGAGCAGCAGCUCGAACAACAGGAUGUCAGCGUGAAGGACGACAACGGCACGACGGGGAUCGUUAUAGAGGAAGCGGAAAUUGUGGACUGCGAAGGGGAACCUGUAGGAGAGGAUGAAAUGCGAUACCCAGAAACCCUAGCAUACCGAGUCGUCCAAGUAAAUGGCACAGCAGCUAUACAAUCGGCUAAUGAGAUAGAAUUGCCUGUGUCGCAAUCAGGAAAUAAUACUGUACAGGUUCUAACAUCGCCAUUGAAUGGUCAGUUUUAUGUUAUCGGGAAUGCUAAUGAUGUCUUUACUACGACUCAAGCAUCAAGAUCUUUAGUACCAAGAGCAACAACAUUGCAGAUAGAAACCCCAAGGACUUGUACCACUGGCUUGAAAAAGAGAGACGACAGGCGGAGAGCAACGCAUAACGAAGUUGAGCGUCGGCGUAGAGAUAAAAUAAAUAAUUGGAUUGCAAAGUUAGGCAAAAUCAUUCCUGAUUGUAAUACUUCUACUAACACUACUGGUAGUGGAGAAGGAAAAACCAACUAUGAAACUCAGAGUAAAGGAGGUAUCUUAGCAAAAGCCUGCGAAUACAUAGGAGAAUUACGCGCGGCCAAUCAAAGUCUGGGUCAAUGUAUGCGAGAUAAUGAGAAGCUUCGGCAAGAGAUUACAGCGCUGAAACAAUUAGUUUCCCAAUUGAAACGUGAGAAUCUUCAGCUUAGAUCACAGAUAUCAUCUUCGUCAUCGGCCGGCAAUGGCGAUGUUAUACGCUUGAGUCCUUAAGCUUCUUCCAAUUUGUGAGUUAAUGGCUCUUUCUGUAAAUAUUAGAACUUAUGAGUUAUCUUUUCACACAAGAACAAUUCUGUUUUGAAACAA